UCACGCGACACUUCCGCCUGUGAAACGGCGUGUGCUGCAGUGGACAUCUGUAUAGAAACAGUCCUAAUGCAGGGAUGGCGGAGUUUCAGGAGAAGCUGAGAUUGCAGCAUGAGAACUCCAUGCUCACAGAGCUGGAGAAGCUCCUGAUCACUGCCAAGCCAUCAGAGGCAGAGAUCUCCAGGAAAGACUUUGAGGGCUUCAAGAAGCUCUUUCACCGUUUCCUUCAGGAGAAGGGGCCGUCUGUUGACUGGGCCAAGAUCCAGAGACCACCCGAAGACUCGAUUCAGCCCUAUGAGAAGAUCGAGUUGAAGGGUCUUCCUGCCGAUGUGGCGUCCAGCCUUAAUAAACUGGCUGUGGUGAAGCUCAAUGGAGGUUUGGGGACCAGCAUGGGCUGCAAAGGACCCAAAAGUCUCAUCAGCGUCCGCAACGAAAACACUUUCCUGGACCUGACCGUACAGCAGAUCGAGCAUUUGAAUAAGUCGUAUAAUGCAGACGUGCCACUGGUGCUGAUGAAUUCCUUCAACACAGAUGAAGACACCAAGAAGAUCCUGCAGAAGUACACACAUCACCGCGUCAAGAUACACACCUUCAACCAGAGCAGGUAUCCCAGGAUCAGUAAGGAGUCUUUGUUACCCGUGGCCACUAACAUGGGCCUGACGGCUGAGAAUGAAGAGGCCUGGUACCCACCCGGGCACGGAGACAUCUACGCCAGCUUCUACAACUCCGGCCUGCUGGACAAGCUGAUCGCAGAAGGGAAAGAGUACAUCUUUGUGUCCAACAUUGAUAACCUGGGCGCCACGGUGGACCUGCACAUCUUGAACCACCUGAUGAGCCAGCCCAGUGACAAACGCUGCGAAUUUGUCAUGGAGGUCACCGAUAAGACACGAGCUGACGUGAAGGGUGGCACGCUGACACAGUACGAUGGUAAACUGAGGCUGCUGGAGAUCGCGCAGGUGCCCAAAGCUCACGUAGAUGAGUUUAAAUCAGUCACCAAGUUCAAGAUCUUCAACACCAACAACUUGUGGAUCAGCCUGCCGGCCAUUAAAAGGCUUCACGAGAAGAACGCCAUGGACAUGGAGAUCAUUGUCAACCCUAAGACUCUCGACGGCGGUCUGAACGUCAUCCAGCUGGAGACGGCUGUGGGUGCUGCUAUGAAGAGCUUCGACAACGCGCUCGGCAUCAACGUGCCCCGCAGCCGCUUCCUGCCCGUCAAAACCACCUCGGACCUCCUGCUGGUCAUGUCCAACCUGUACAGCAUGAACGCGGGCUCUCUGACCAUGAGCCCCAAGAGAGAGUUUCCCACAACACCUCACGUCAAACUGGGCAGCUCCUUCACUAAAGUUCGAGACUUCCUGAAAAGGUUUGAGAGCAUCCCAGACAUGCUGGAGCUGGAUCACCUGACUGUAUCAGGAGAUGUCACCUUCGGAAAACAAGUCACACUCAAGGGAACGGUUAUCAUUAUCGCUAAUCAUGGAGACAGAAUCGACAUCCCAGCCGGAGCAAUGCUGGAGAACAAGAUCGUUUCAGGAAACCUGCGCAUCCUGGACCACUGAGGCCUUCACAACUGAACUACAACCACAUCCAUCAUUUUACCUGGACAUUUACAUGUGUGUGUGUG
Messenger RNA from Sinocyclocheilus anshuiensis, 1618 nucleotides. Its product is annotated as UTP--glucose-1-phosphate uridylyltransferase-like. The record is from RefSeq and is a predicted model, not a curated record. Bases 75 to 1553 code for a protein of 492 amino acids. Gene Ontology annotation, biological process: UDP-alpha-D-glucose metabolic process. NCBI's taxonomy places the organism in Eukaryota, Metazoa, Chordata, Actinopteri, Cypriniformes, Cyprinidae. Gene Ontology annotation, molecular function: UTP:glucose-1-phosphate uridylyltransferase activity. The transcript has 11 exons.